AAAUUACAAAAAUAAUUUGAUAUUCUACAUCAGCAAUGAAAUCUUACGAAAAAUACAUCACGAAUUUUCUAAUUUUAAAUUUUUACUCUCCGCUUUUUUUUAAUUAAAAAAUUACUCCUACUAUAUAAACUCAAUGUUUAAAGAAAUCAUUACUUUUCACGCACAACUAGAAACCUUACUUUUCUCUCUCUAUUUUUCUCUCUCUAAAUUCUUCUCUCAGCUCGUAAUCAAGCACGCUUCUUUGAAAAAUUCUUCUUCGAAAUUUCAGAUUCCUAAAUACAAAUCUCUUCAACAGAUCGAUCACCGGAAUUAUUCUUCUCUGCUGCAAAUCACAUAUAGAAUUCAAGCAAAACAGCUCGAUCUUCAUAAAAACAGUGAUUCUUAAAGGAUGGAAAUUAUUCAAGUGCUAAUGCAACAUGAUGGACAAUGGACAGAAGAUGGAAAAUAUAUAAACUUCAAAAUAACAGGAAUUUUAUUGGAAAUAGACUGCACAUUUGAAAGUUUUAUUGAAUUGGUAUAUCAACAUUUGCAAAUUCAAGAGACUGACACUCAAUUAGAUAUUCAAUAUCUAGUCAGUGAUGAUUAUCCUCCAAUCAAAAUAAAAGAUGAAGGAAGCCUCAGAUUCUAUAUACAGUUAAAAAGGAGUGAAAUGAACUUCACAAAAUAUCCAAUCUGCAUUAUAUUAAAUAAGCCUAUCAGAUUUCUGGAAUCAUCAUCAUCAGCAGCUGCAAACGAUUCAAUUCUAGUUCAAGAAGACGAUAUGACAUAUCUGGAUGAACAGUUCUUUAAAGAAAAAGAAAUGUCUUGUUCAAAUUUGGAUAUGAUUGAAUAUGCAAACCUUCUUUGUGACCUUCAAGAGGAUCUUCCGGAAACAGAUUUUAAUGAAGAUUAUAUUGCAAUAAAUCAAACUAAUCAUAAAUUAGAAGAAGGAGGCAUAUUCACUGAUAAAGAAUCAGUAAUAUCAGAGAUGAGCCUCUAUGGAAUAUCAGAUCAUUUUCAAUACAAGGUACAAAAAUCAUGCAAAAGACAGUACCGAUUGAGAUGUGUAGAUGAAUCUUGUGAAUGGAAAUUUUAUGCGUCAAGGGUUGGAAACACAAAAAUGUUUCAAGUACGAAAGUACAACAAUGUUCAUACAUGUUCUUUGGAGAUGAGAAUGGGAGACCAGAAAUAUGUCAGCUCAAAAACAAUAGCUAAAAUCAUCAAAUCACAAUUGUUGGAUAUAAAAACAAUUUACACACCAAAUGAUAUAAUAAGAGACAUGAGAAAGGAUUACAGCAUCAAAUUAGAUUAUUGGAAAGCAUGGAAAUGUAGACAAAUUGCACUAGAGCUUUUAAGAGGGAAACCAGAAGAUUCAUAUGGUGUACUACCAAGAUAUCUUCACAUGAUAAUGCAAACAAAUCCAGGAUCAUUUGUAAGUUAUAAAACAGAUGUGGAUGAUACAUUUCUCUAUGCUUUCAUGUCACUGAAGGCAUCUAUAAGUGGAUGGAAUCACUGUAUUCCUAUUAUGAUUGUGGAUGCUACCUUUUUGAAAGGACCAUAUGGAGGUACUCUGUUUUCAGCAUCAACUCUUGAUGCAGCAGGAAAAAUAUUCCCUCUUGCAUUUUCAAUAACAGAUUCAGAAAAUGAUGAAUCAUGGAAUUGGUUUUUUACACACAUCAAAAAUGUUUUUGGUGUAAGGGAAGAAAUGUGUAUAAUUUCAGACAGACAUCAGAGCAUUAAAAAUGCAAUAGAGAGUGUUUUUGCUGGAGAAGUUCAACAUGAUAUUUGCAUAUAUCAUUUACUAAAAAACAUGAAAAGCAAAUUCAGAAGGAAUCGGAAGACAAUUAAAGAUCUGUUCAAAGCAGCAGCAAGAGCUUAUACAAAGGAAGAAUUUAAUACUCAUAUGGCAGAGCUUAACAAUAUAAAUCCAGCAGUUAUAUCUUAUCUCAAGGAAGCAGGAUUCAAAAGGUGGGCAGUUUCACAUUCUGUGAAAAAAAGAUACAACAUAAUGACUUCAAAUACGGCUGAGUCAUUUAAUGCAGCAGUAAAUAGGGCAAGAGAAUUACCAGUUACCAUGCUUAUGGAAUACUUGAGAAGCUUGGUACAAAGAUGGAGCUACAAAAACAGAAAUCUUGCUAGAGGAACUUUCACAAAAUUGACUACCAAAUAUGAUUCUCUGCUAAGGGAAAAUUAUAUUAAUUCCCUCAAAAUCGAGGUUCAGCCAUCUGAUGAUGACAUAUUUACUGUUACUGAAAAUGGUAAACCCUCCACUGUUAACAUCAAGGAAAAAUCUUGCACAUGCAACAGAUAUCAAGAAGAAAUGAUUCCAUGUAAACAUGCUGCUGCUGUAUUCAAUUACAAACAUCAAGACCCAACUGAAUAUUGCUCAAAGUAUUUCACAAAUGAAGAAAUGCUUGCUACAUAUGCAGAAACUGUAUACCCGAUUCCUAAAGAAGAAACAUGGGAAGUCACUGCAGAGGUUGAAGAUGUCAUUAUCUUACCUCCUAUAGGAAGAAUUAAACCUGGAAGACCAAAAAAAAGAAGAAUAAAAGGUCCAGAUGAACAAAAAAAUCAAAAUAAGUGCAGCCGAUGUGAAAAAUAUGGACAUAAUUGUUAG
Mercurialis annua (annual mercury) is the source of this 2596-nucleotide messenger RNA. RefSeq lists its product as uncharacterized. Lineage: Eukaryota; Viridiplantae; Streptophyta; Magnoliopsida; Malpighiales; Euphorbiaceae. The record is from RefSeq and is a predicted model, not a curated record. The coding region runs from base 389 to 2596 and encodes 735 amino acids. Gene Ontology annotation, molecular function: zinc ion binding. The transcript is spliced from 5 exons.